AUGCCUCCACCAUUCCUUCAAGAAGCGAAAAACCACCGCUCCAAAUGUGUCCAGAUGCGCAACGAGUUUGCCCUCCUUCUCGCUAGGUUUCAACAAGAGAUACAAGAGCACAAACGGGAGAUCGAAACUCUCAAAAUAGCAAAAAUCGAAGCGGAGAUGACGGGAACUUUCUGGCAAAAAUUUCGAUAUAUCGCCCCUUCUGAAAUCUUGGAAGAAUCGUCUUGGCAGGCUGGAGGACGAGCUAUAGAUCCUCCAAGUCUUGAAGCGGCCCAGAUACUUCACCUUCUCACCUCAAGUCCAAGAUCACACCUCUAUCUGUAUCAAACCUCUCACAUCAAGAUACAACUUCCCUUCAACGCAACCCACUACAACAAUCUCAAGAUGCCAUCCAGAAUCGAGAAGAAUAAGUACGAAAUCAUGGAUGUUAAGUUGGCUCACACUAGAAUACCCUCCCAGAUCGACGUAAAGCCAUUCUGA
Molecule: messenger RNA, 477 nt
Organism: Botrytis porri
Lineage: Eukaryota; Fungi; Ascomycota; Leotiomycetes; Helotiales; Sclerotiniaceae
Exons: 3
Coding region: 1-477 (158 amino acids)
Source: RefSeq, a predicted model, not a curated record